This is a messenger RNA of Aspergillus glaucus CBS 516.65, 1008 nucleotides long. RefSeq lists its product as uncharacterized. The record is from RefSeq and is a predicted model, not a curated record. Gene Ontology annotation, cellular component: mitochondrion. Gene Ontology annotation, molecular function: (3R)-hydroxyacyl-[acyl-carrier-protein] dehydratase activity. The annotation marks the transcript as partial. NCBI's taxonomy places the organism in Eukaryota, Fungi, Ascomycota, Eurotiomycetes, Eurotiales, Aspergillaceae. The transcript has 2 exons.
CGCUCAUGCUCCUCACUCUCUGAACGUUUAAAUCGGGAAUUGACAACACGGAAGCUUCCUUUAUUCUAUGACUACCUACAUCCUCAACCGUCUCACUUACUGAAUGCGACAUUAACUGAUCUCUUCCCAAACCAACAGCCGUUUGUGCUGAAGAGCAGGACUCUUCCCUCAAUUGAGACCCCGCUUCAUAUGGCACCAGGCCACCACUUGGUCUAUUUUCCUCCUCAAGUUACACUGUCCCAGUUACUACCUGACGGCACUGAUAUCUUACAUAGCCCCGGAGACCCAUUCAACAGGCGUCUAUGGGCAGGCGGAAAAGUAAGGUUUCCAACGCUGAGCGGCCCGCUUCUAGAUGGCUGUAGGGCUGUAUGUCUGGAAACGAUUCGCGACGUGACGGUCAAGGGCCUAAAGGGAGAGGAGAAGAUUGUGGUCAGCAUCGAAAGACGGGUGGGCGUCGUGAAAGAACGGGAUGAGGAGGAGGAGCACGAUAUAAAGGAGAGAAUAUGGACAGAGAACGAGGAAGAAAACGGACAGGCGUCGGUCAUUGAGACUCGGAAUUUGAUCUUUAUGCGUGAGAAGACUCAGGAACAGCUCGAAAAUGACAAAAAAUACUUUGGGGAAAUUAGCAGGAUCAUUAAACCUCCCUCGGAUGCCCAGUUCCGCUAUAGAAUAAGACCAAACAAGUCCUUGCUCUUUCGGUUUUCGGCUCUCACAUUCAAUGCCCAUCUGAUUCAUCUCGACGAAAUUUAUACCCAACACAUGGAAGGUUACCGGAAGCUUCUUGUACAUGGUCCAUUGACUCUGAUGUUGCUGCUUACAGCCAUGCAAGGGCAUCUACAACCCCGGCAUUUCAUUAAGGGCAUUGAAUAUAGAAACUUGGCUCCACUUUAUGUUGAUGAGGAGCUGAUAGUCUGCGGUAAGCCGAAGACUGGCAGAAGGAUUGAUGCAUGGGAUGUGUGGAUUGAAGGUCCUGAAGGAGGCCUUGCCGUGCGAGGCUCCGUGCAAACA